Messenger RNA from Rangifer tarandus platyrhynchus (Svalbard reindeer), 606 nucleotides. Lineage: Eukaryota; Metazoa; Chordata; Mammalia; Artiodactyla; Cervidae. The record is from the annotation of a GenBank genome assembly.
AUGGAGACGCUGCUGUGGUUCUGCAACUGGAGCACGCUGGGCGUGUGCGCGGCGCUCAAGCUGCCGCAGAUCUCGGCCGUGCUGGGGGCGCGCAGCUCGCGGGGCAUCAGCCUCCCGAGCCUGCUGCUGGAGCUGGCGGGGUUCCUGGUCUUCCUCCGGUACCAGUGUUAUUACGAGUACCCCCUGCUGACAUACCUGGAGUACCCCAUCCUCAUCGCACAAGAUCUCAUCCUCCUGCUGUGUGUCUUCCACUUCAAUGGGGAUGUGAGACGGGCAGUGCCAUACAUCAUCGCCUGUGUGUCUGCUUGGUUCAUCCUCAGUCUGCAGCAGUGGAUCCUAGAUCUGGCCAUGAAUUUAUGCACUUUCAUCAGUGCGGCCAGUAAGUUUGCCCAGCUCCAGUACCUGUGGAAGAGCAGGGACUCAGGAGCUGUGAGCGCUCUGACGUGGAACCUCGCUUCUUAUACCUGUGCAGCAAGAAUAAUGACAACUUUAAUGACCACCAAUGAUCUUACAAUUCUUAUACGUUUCGUGAUCAUGCUGGCCUUAAACAUAUGGGUAACUGCUACAAUACUUCACUACCGGAAGACCGAUAUAAAGUCUGAAUGA